Molecule: messenger RNA, 2511 nt
Organism: Kuraishia capsulata CBS 1993
Lineage: Eukaryota; Fungi; Ascomycota; Pichiomycetes; Pichiales; Pichiaceae
Exons: 2
Coding region: 1-2511 (836 amino acids)
Biological process (GO): nuclear-transcribed mRNA catabolic process, deadenylation-dependent decay
Cellular component (GO): cytoplasm
Molecular function (GO): mRNA 3'-UTR binding
Source: RefSeq, a predicted model, not a curated record
AUGGAAACCCCGAACUGGGAUCGAGCUGCCAAGAGCAUGUCUCUCGAUGAGCCCGUUUCUGUGAACCCGUGGGAUGCCAAGUCUACGGGUGCCAUUCCUUCCAGCAAACUUGCCCCUCUUUCGCCGUUUGGCAACAUCGGUCUAGGAUCCAGAAUGGACUCGGAUUUCGGCGAUGCCACGGCCACAAAGGCUAGUUCCGUUUAUGCCGGAGCUAUUGUUGAUAAUCUCCCAAUGAGACACAAUGCAACGGCGAUGAGUGAUGCUGGCUCCAGCAGUGCUGCGGAUCCGUUUGGCGAGUCUGCCUUCCGGAAGGAGGUUUUGAGUGCAAUCAGCGCACCUUUGGGCACCGGAUAUAAUGCCAGGACAGAUGCUUCGAAAUCAAGAUUUGCAUCAAAUCUGUUUGCCUCGGCCUCGGUGGCUGGUGCUGGAUACACGUCUGUUGGUGCAGCCAAUAAGAUGGGCUCAGGUGGCCAUUUCCUCGAGAAGUUUGCCUCAGUGGCUGAGAAAACAAGAGAAUUGGAGUUGAGUCUGACCCAGCUCUCUGCAGGAUCCCAAAGAAAGGGUUCUGAGUCUCUUGGAUCCAGAAGAGCCAGUAUCUUCAACAACGACAGCGGAUUGUUGUCUGAAGCCAAUACCGUUUCUUCGCCCUCUCUCAAGGGAGUUCCACUGAAUGGGCGUCGUGAAUCUUUGAGUCAAAAGCUUGAUAAUUACAUGCUUUCGCCGGGUGGACAGCACGAGAGAGCUCUGUCUUUCUCUUCGGAUGUCAAAUCUGAACACAGCUCCUUGAUCAUGGAGUCAGCUGAUGCAAAUUCCAAGAGAAACAUCUGGAACCCAGCAACUGCAAACUCUUUCACUCCAGCAGGCUUUGAAGGCCAAGGUGGUGUUAUUCCUGGUGCCUCCAAUCAAGGUAUGCCAAUGAUGAACAUGCCUCAGAUGUUCAUGUAUCCUCCACCAUAUGGCUUCUAUCCUCAUGUGGGAAACCAAUUCCCGUUCAUCCCUGGAAUGGUGCCUAAUACCCCUGCUCAAGGAUAUGAAAAGGAUGACCAGGGAUCCACUGCCAAGUCUCAAGAGACUGCCGGGUCUAAUGGUGCGAAUCCUGCAUUGCAAGAGCAGCAACCAGCUGCAGAUUCCGUUGCUCCUCCUCCACCUCCUCCCCAAGGUCUCAUGAACAGAGCUAUGUCUCCUCCCUUUAUGAUGCCACCAUUCUCACCUUUCAAUGGAAUUUUCCCUGGGUCCUCUGGGUUUGAAAACGGUCCCGUUCCAGAGAUUCGUGCUUCGUCUUCGUCGCCUGGUGCUCCUCCCGGAGCCCAGCCAAACCGUUUCACUUCAACCUCUCCACCUGCGAAAAACGCAAACGGCAAACGGUCGCCUAAGGCCAACGCCAAUGCAAGAUCUCAGGCUUCUGGUGGUCGUGGUGCCAAAGGUGGACAUAUUCAUCGCAGUCCGUUGUUAGAAGAGUUCAGAAGCAACAGACAGAACAGAGAAUAUUCUCUUAAAGAUAUCUACGGCCACGGGGUUGAGUUUGCCAAAGACCAGCAUGGGUCCAGAUUCAUUCAGCAACAAUUGGAAUCUGCUAGUCUGGAAGAGAAAGAAGUGAUCUUCAACGAAAUCAGGGAGGUUUCCAUGGAACUGAUGACGGAUGUCUUUGGUAACUAUGUGAUUCAAAAGUACUUUGAGCAUGGUUCAGACGUUCAAAAGGAAGUGUUGCUGGAUGCCAUGACUGGUAACAUCCAUCUUCUGUCUAAACAGAUGUACGGAUGUAGAGUUGUUCAAAGAGCCAUUGAGUUUAUCAAAUUGGACCAGCAGAUCAGCAUCACCAAGGAGCUGGAACCACACGUCUUGCCUCUUGUGAAGGAUCAAAAUGGUAAUCACGUCAUUCAAAAGUCCAUCGAGAGUCUGCCAAUUGAGAAAAUUGCCUUUAUCCUGGAGUCUUUGAAACACCAAAUCUACCAUCUCUCCACGCAUCCAUAUGGAUGCCGUGUUAUCCAAAGAUUGCUUGAGUUUGGAACCCACGAAGACCAGAGGUUUAUCCUGAAAGAACUGAGCAACUUUGUCUACUACCUCAUCCAGGACCAGUACGGUAACUACGUGAUCCAACACAUCAUCGAGCACGGCGAACCCCAGGACAGAAAUGCUAUCACUGACGUGGUGAUCUCCAACCUUGUGCUGUUGUCCAAACACAAGUUUGCUUCAAAUGCUGUUGAGAAAUGCAUUGUUUUUGGAGAUGAAGAACACCGCAAGCUCAUCUACACGGAGAUCCUUAGAGAUAAUACCGAAGUCGGCAAGGAUGUCGGCGAUGACUCACCAUUGGCACUCAUGAUGAAGGACCAGUUUGCCAACUACGUUGUUCAAAAAAUGGUUGAAGUGACCAAUGGUGACGACAAAAAGCUGUUGAUCAUCAAGAUCAGACAGUAUCUUAAGCUAAUUUCCAAGACCUCUUUUGGUAAGCAUCUUGCCAGCAUUGAGAAGCUUAUUGCUUUGGCCGAGUCUGUUAUACCAACUUCUGCCUAA